Molecule: messenger RNA, 7943 nt
Organism: Polyodon spathula (Mississippi paddlefish)
Lineage: Eukaryota; Metazoa; Chordata; Actinopteri; Acipenseriformes; Polyodontidae
Gene: plcg1
Product: phospholipase C, gamma 1
Exons: 33
Coding region: 422-4315 (1297 amino acids)
Biological process (GO): phosphatidylinositol-mediated signaling; phospholipid catabolic process; positive regulation of epithelial cell migration
Molecular function (GO): protein binding; phosphatidylinositol-4,5-bisphosphate phospholipase C activity
Source: RefSeq, a predicted model, not a curated record
UAUAUAUAUAUAGCCGCACUGUAGGUUGCAUUGGAACAGGGGUCACUGGUAAGCAGUUGUUUAAUAAUUUUUAGUUUUAUAUCAAAAAUAAAAAGCACUUUCUUGUUGACCUGCCAAGUUAGUGCAGGCUCGCUGCACUGAAGAUUUGACCCUCGUUCAUACAGCAGGGUCCCUGGACCUCGGAUUGCUGCUUUUCUUUGGCACCGGGUGGCCAGCAUUAGGAAUACAGUACUGUGUUUCAUUGUUGUUGUUCUGAGGAGUGACCGAAGAGUUUUAAAACAAAAUGGACCAGUGAACUUCAGCAUCGGCCCAUCGUUUUGAGGGGGAAGAUCGUUUGGGAUUUGUUAUUGUAGAUUUCCCAAGUUUGCAGAUUUCUUUCUAAGAAAGGAAAAACAAAAAAAACAAACGGGGGUAACUGGUCAUGGCUUCGACCAAUAACAUAUUUUCCAAUGGAUCCGUUCCCUGGAUGGGGAGUGAAACUGAGGCCAACAGCCUGUGCAGAGACCUGGAGCUCGGGACGGUCCUAACACUGUUCUACUCCAAAAAAUCUCAGCGGCCCGAGAGGAGAACGUUUCAUGUCAAGCUUGAGACGAGACAAAUCAUCUGGAGCAGAGGGACAGACAAAAUAGAAGGAGAAAUUGAUAUCCGCGAGAUCAAGGAGAUUCGAGUGGGCAGGAACUCACGGGAUUUUGAGCGCUACAUCGAGGAUACCUCUGUGCGACUGGAACACUCUCUCUGCUUUGUCAUUCUCUAUGGCACAGAGUUCCGCCUCAGAGCCCUCAGUCUCGCAGCCACUUCAGAUGAAGAGAUGACCAUGUGGGUUAAAGGCCUGAGCUGGCUUGUUGCGGACACGCUCAGUUCCUCCACACCCCUGCAGAUUGAAAGGUGGUUAAGGAAGCAGUUCUAUGCAGCGGAUCGCAGCAGAGAAGACAAGAUUUCCUCAAAGGAUUUGAAAAGCAUGCUGAGUCAGGUCAACUAUAGAGUCCCCAACAUGAGGUUUUUACGGGAGAAAUUUCCGGAUGUGGAAUUGAAGAAUGGGGAUGUCUCCUACAGCCAGUUUGCCCAGCUCUAUCGUAACCUGAUGUAUGAUGCCCAGAAAUCUAUGGAGAUUCCUUUCAUCCAAAGAGUUGACGAGAGACCAGAUCAGCAUAAAGUCACCAUGGAGGAGUUCCAGUCAUUUUUAAUUGAGUAUCAAAAGGAGCUGUGGGCUACAAACAUUGGCCAGGUCAAGCAGUACAUGAAGACCUAUCUGAAGGAUCCUCUGAGGGAGGUUGAAGAUCCGUAUUUUUACCAGGACGAGUUUCUGACGUACUUGUUUUCCAAAGAGAAUACUAUCUGGGACUCCAAACUGGACCAGGUGUGUCCCGAAGACAUGAACAACCCUCUGUCCCAUUACUGGAUCUCCUCCUCCCACAACACCUACCUGACCGGGGACCAGUUCUCAAGUGAGUCCUCUUUGGAAGCUUAUGCACGCUGCCUGAGAAUGGGCUGCCGAUGUAUUGAGUUGGAUUGCUGGGAUGGUCCAGAUGGGAUGCCAGUGAUCUACCAUGGGCACACCCUCACCACCAAAAUCAAGUUCAGCGAUGUGCUCAAUACCAUCAAGGAGCACGCCUUUGUCACAUCCGAAUACCCUGUCAUCCUUUCCAUUGAGGACCACUGCAGUAUAUUGCAGCAGAGGAACAUGGCCACCACCUUCAAGAAGGUCUUCGGAGACAUGCUGCUCACAAAGCCAGUGGACAUCUCGGCCGACGGGCUGCCCUCGCCCAAUCAGCUCAAGAGGAAGAUCCUCAUCAAGCACAAGAAGCUGGCAGAGGGCAGUGCCUAUGAGGAGGUCUCCACAUCCACCCCCUACUCUGAGAACGACAUCAGCAACUCCAUCAAGAAUGGCAUCCUGUACCUCGAGGACCCCAUCAACCAUGAGUGGUACCCUCACUUCUUUGUGCUGACGAGCAGUAAGAUUUAUUACUCCGAGGAGACCUCGAUAAACCAGGGCAGCGAGGAUGAUGAAGAGCAGAGGGAGGCGUCGAAUGGGAUGGACCUGCACGUGACAGAGAAGUGGUUCCACGGGAAGCUGGGCGCUGGGCGAGAUGGUCGUCAGAUCGCAGAGAGGUUGCUGUCGGAGUACUGCUUAGAGACUGGGGCCCCGGACGGCUCCUUCCUCGUUCGAGAGAGUGAGACGUUCGUCGGAGACUACACCCUCUCAUUCUGGCGUUCUGGCAGGGUGCAGCACUGUCGGAUCCACUCGCGCCAGGAGGCCGGCAGCCCCAAGUUUUAUCUGACUGACAACCUGGUGUUCGACACCCUCUACUCCCUCAUCACGCACUACCAGCAGGUACCGCUGCGCUGCAACGAGUUUGAGAUGAGGCUGACUGAGCCCAUCCCGCAGACCAACGCACACGAGAGCAAGGAGUGGUACCACGCUAACCUGACCCGCAGCCAGGCUGAGAACAUGCUGAUGCGGGUCCCUCGCGAUGGAGCCUUCCUGGUACGCAAGAGGACCGAGCCCAACUCCUAUGCCAUCUCCUUCAGGGCUGAAGGGAAGAUCAAGCACUGCCGGGUGCAGCAGGAAGGCCAGCUGGUGAUUCUGGGGAACUCUGAGUUUGACAGCCUGGUGGAUCUGAUCAGCUACUUCGAGAAGCACCCUCUGUACCGCAAGAUGAAGCUGCGUUACCCCAUCAAUGAGGAGAUGCUGGAGAAGAUCGGGACUGCGGAACCUGAUUAUGGAUCUCUCUAUGAAGGACGCAACCCAGGAUUCUAUGUGGAGGCAAACCAGAUGCCUACAUUUAAGUGCACGGUAAAGGCGCUGUUUGAGUACAAGGCCCAGCGAGAUGACGAACUCUCGUUCUUGAAGAACGCUGUGAUCCAUAGUGUGGAGAAGCAGGAGGGUGGCUGGUGGAAGGGGGAAUAUGGUGGCAAGAAGCAGCUGUGGUUUCCAGCCAAUUACGUGGAGGAGAUCAGCCCGAGUGCACUUGAACCAGAGAGAUCUCCGCUGACCGAGAACAGCCCCCUGGGGGAACUGCUUAGAGGAAGCAUUGACGUGCCGUCCUGUCAGAUCGCGGUGCGCGCGGAUGGGAAGGGCAGUCGUCAUUUUGUCUUCACACUCGCCGUGGGCCCAGUGCAGAGGGCUGGCCAUGCGCUGGACAUCGCUGCCGACUCGCAUGAGGAGAUGCAGGACUGGGUGCUCAAGAUCCGUGAUGUGGCGGUGACUGCCGACGCCAGGCUGUCAGAAGGGAAGAUAAUGGAGAGGAGGAAGAAGAUUGCUCUGGAGCUGUCUGACCUCGUUGUGUACUGCCGGCCAGUCCCCUUCGACGAGGACAAGAUCGGCACGGAGCGUGCCUGCUACAGGGAUAUGUCCUCCUUUCCGGAGACCAAGGCUGAGAAGUAUGUCAACAAGAUCAAAGGGAAGAAGUUCCUGCAGUACAACAGGCUCCAGCUGUCCCGCAUCUACCCCAAGGGCCAGCGCCUGGACUCCUCCAACUACGACCCCCUGCCCAUGUGGCUGUGCGGGAGCCAGCUGGUGGCCCUCAACUUCCAGACCCCAGAUAAGCCCAUGCAGAUGAACCAGGCUUUAUUCAUGCUGAACGGGAAGAAAGGCUUUGUCCUGCAGCCGUCCAUCAUGAGAGAGGAGACCUUUGACCCCUUCGAUCGGAACUCCCUUCGGGGAAUGGAGCCAAUCACUGUCCAGAUUCAGGUGCUGGGCGCACGCCACCUCCCCAAGAACGGCAGGGGUAUAGUCAACCCUCUGAUCGAGAUUGAAGUGUGCGGGGCCGAGUACGACAGCGACAAGCAGAAGACUGACUCUGAAGCGGACAAUGGGCUGAACCCCACGUGGUCCCGAAAGCAGUUCCGUUUCAUCAUCUGUAACUCGGAGUUCUCUUUCCUGCGGUUUGUGGUGUACGAGAUCGACAUGUUCAACGACCAGAACUUCCUCGCACAAGCUACCUUCCCCGUCAAGGGACUCAAGACAGGCUAUAGAUCGAUACCUCUGAAGAACAGCUUCAAUGAAGAUCUGGAGCUGGCAGUUUUGCUUGUCCAUGUGGAGAUCUUCAGCGGCAGGCACGAGAAUGGGGAUGCGAACCCCUUUGUUGUUGCAGCCCAGUCAGUCCGGGAGAGGACCAGUGACCCCUCCUCCAGCCUUCACCUGGCGCAGUGCGGCCGGGAGGGAUCGCUCGAGACGCACUGCCAGACUGCACUCGAUGACUUCCGUCUGUCCCAGGAGCACCUGCUCGAGCAGGCCGACUCCAGAGACAGAAGAGAAGAGCUUGACAGACACGGGACAUUAGAAUACACCCAGCAUGUCAUGAACGCUGAAUAACAGUUGAUGCGAAGGACCCGAGUGAGUGGAGACAAUCGUUUGUAGACGAGACGGGGCCUGUUUCAAGUGCCUCCAGUACUGGUGAUGUCACUGACUGCUGUGAAAACUGGUUUCUAUGGAAAUGUUACCGCUUUGGCCUACAUUUCAGGCAGCUGUUCCUUGUUCUCACCUGUCCCAGGCCUCACAGAACUACGCUUGUGCAGAAAAGCCAUCAGUUACAAGAAAGAAUGCAUUUUAUCUGUCCUUGCUAAAAAUAAAAAUGUGGUUUUAAGCAUUAGUGGGUGAAGCAGAAAUUGCCCAAAAUGGCUGUUUUGAACACCAGUUUCAAGCUGAAAUCCUGUUGUUUUAUUCUGGAGAUGCCAAUAAUCUAUUUAUUCCUGUUCUGCUUGGCAAAUGCUUUUAACUAGCUAUUGAAACCCAUCUUCUUUUCAGGAAUAGCUAUAAGACUGUGUAACCCAGUAUUCUCCCUCAUGGCUGGUCAAAAAUUUGCAUUGACCACCUGGUUCUGGGUGGAUAAUCUGUUUGUAUGAAAAGAUGUGUGUAUUGGACAGUGAUAACUCUCAAUAGAUUCCUCUUGCUCUACUGCCUCAGCAAUCCAUUCCAGCCGGGAUUGGAACCUAUGGCCAGCUCUAAAGCACUUCAUGCUAAUCAGUUUGGCUACAGGAAGCUCAGUAAUUUGAGCCCUGACAUGCCACACAUGCUCUCUAGUGCAACAAAGCUUUUAAAAUCCAGGUCUGUCCUGAGGAGGCUGAUAAUAGUAGCUCCAGUGAGGAUUUGUUGUUUGAAACAUUUUAUUCUUCACCUAUAUCAUGAUUUGAAAGGUUGACCGUGUAACUAGAGUUGGUAUGUUCAAUAGAUACAGUGUGGAUUUAGCCUAUGCUUCAUUUUGUCUUAAAGUAAAAGAUGCAUGGUAGAGGACCUGAUUGUAGCUACUAUGUAUGAAUUAUAUGUUUGUUUGUUUUUUCUUAACUUUCUUUUUAUAUUGUGGCCAGCUUUUUUUUUUUUUUUUCAAAGUGAAGUUUUACCAGAUUUGUUUAUGCAUAAGCUUUUUAUGUUCUGGAGAUAAAGUUACAAAGCUCCCAGGAAAUGCAGUGAAUAAUGACAAUCCAAUUUGUUCUGUACACUAUCGCCUGACCAAAUAAUACAUGAGUCCUUCCCUACAGUCCGCACCUCUGAGCUCUUGUAUGUCUACCCCCUGUAUUAGGAUAACGUCAGACUUUUUUUUUUUUUUUUAAGCUAAGUGCUCUAAUAAUGUUGAAGUCUGAGUGGAUUGAAGAAGUAAUGUGUCUGUUUUUUUUUUUUUAACAGUGUGAUUACUUUCAGUCUGGGUGUUUUUUGCUUGCUUUUUAUUUAUUUACUCGCAUAAUUGCUUAUCAAACUUUUAUAGAAGCAUCAAACCAAUCACCUUGGAAUUGUUUCCUGUAGCUUGAAUAGGAAAAAAACCAAAAAGGAAAUUUAAAAAAAAAAUUUAUUAUGACUCUUCUAAUGCAAAUACAACUUUCAUACUCUCUUCCUAGACAAAUCUAUGCAAAACUGUGUAAAGUCCAGCUUUAAAUCGUUAUAGCUUGUACGCAGACCCUGAUUUAGCACUAAGCUUGUUCUACCUAAUGUGAACUAAGAUAGCCCAAUUGUAUUCUGUGCAACCAGCCAGCAGCAAUAAAGCAGGCAAGCACACUGUUCAAAAACACAAGCAGCUGUUGAGUGAGGGCGCUGCAGCUCUAAUAUUCAUGCCAAACAGACUAUCAGGUGAGAUAUUACUGGUCCUGUUAAUCCUUGUACAAUUACUAACCACCUAGCCAGUGUAUUUCUUGCCUGAGUUUUUUUUUUUAGUCUCGACUUUAUACCACGAUCUAUAUCAUGCCUUUGUGUGUGUAUAUUCCUAUUGCACAUUAACUAAUAACAGAUUAUACUGUAAACAUCUGCAAAUUAACACAUUAAAAGGAGACCUGAAGCCUGCAAAGUGGUCACACAAACAGCGCACCGGUGUGACUUUCUUCCUGUGUUCCUGGCACACCGAGCAGUGAUAAACCAGCACUCUGGGAACGUCUGCUUCAACUAGCCUAAGUGAUAGCACACUGAAACGUUUUGAGGAUGAUCUUGAACUCCUCCACCGUGGCAAAAUGAAGAGUCGAUUUGAAUGAAUUGUCUGUCUAGCCAGUCCAACAGCGAAAAACACACACAAAACAACCAAGCUCACUGUUCUGGGACGGACGGGUCGUCCUGCAGAAUUUCCGUUUGCAAGAGUUGAAUUAGUCACACUGCAGUUUUAGGAUGAUAAAACAUAAUGCAAAAUACUGAGUCAUGAUCGCAUCAUUGUAUUUCCUUCUGCUGUCAUUUAUUUUUCUGUGUUAUGUCAGUCUGGCUCUGAGAUCCCUGUGCUUAGUCGGCAAUGUGGGUAUGCAAACGGUUCUCCCAGUCACGAACACUUAGCCUGCCAGGGUUCCAGUGUUCUGCACACCUCUAGUCGAAUGUUAGCGCUGCACCUUUAAGGAGGGGUAGAAUGGCGUUGGUCAAGAAUUGGGAAGAGAAAAAAUGACCAAUUGGUAGUCUGGAAUUCUAAAUGAGGGGACCAAUAGGAGGGUAUAGUGUAUAUAAGUCAGCCGAGUCUGACUGCAUGUAUUGUUUAAAUGUGAGAGUGUUGUUUUUUUUAUUUAUUUUUUGAUACAGUGAGCAAUACGCAUCUGCCUGCAACGUUAUUUUUCGUUUUUUUUCAUGCCUGUAACUAAAAGGUACAUUUCCCCCGAGCCGAUCUUAUUUAGGGGGGAAAACCCAAUUGCUAUUUGAGAUUUUUCAAGAUUUAAAAAAUCAAUUACAUGUGUUGUCCAAUAUUGCCUGAGUAAGACUAAUUACGCUGCCUAAAAAUACCCUGUUUCUGAUGAAAUGACCACAAAGAUUGUACAUCAACCUGAUGGAAGUUUGAAUAAAAAUUCUGUCAAAACUAGGUUUGUGUUGUGCAACAAUAUCCCUGUUUCAGUCACUGCAGACUGACUUUACAUACCAAAAAAAUUUCCAAACCCUACGAGGUUUGGAAUGCUCGAUGUAUUAGGGACAAAAGGGCAGUUAACCACACGUAAUAAAAAAAAAACACACACAAAUGAAUAUUUCACAGGCUACUGAAAUUUAUAAAUUGCAGCUUUGUGCUUUUUAAAGCCUGCAAAGCUAGGAGCGUGCAAUAGUUUUCUUUCUUGUAAUGCAACUUUUGUUUUUCAGGGUUUAGGUCAAUAACCAGAUCAAUUCAAUUAAGCAGACUGCAUACACUGCUGCUGUUAAUCCAAACCACUGAACAUUGUUCUGUAUUCUUAAACCCACCGUACUGCAUUGGAAGAGGUGUUCUACAGCAACCUCUUGCUGUUUCCAUCAUGAAACCGUUAGAUUAGUUCUUAAAACUGGCCCAAUUUGUGACCAGAAAUAGGGAUACUGGGGCCGGGUGCUGCUUCCGUUCAUUAGCUUCAGUGUGCUUCCGUAUCUUGUGAAUUUGUUGGAUUUGUGUCAUUUAUUUUGUUGUCUCUUCUACUUAUAAAAAGAAGCCUUUCUGUACUGUGCCUAAGCUAAGGCAAAUGUACAUUUCAUGUUGCCUUUCAUAUGAAAACAUAUUCAGUCUGAGAAAUAAAUAAGUACUUCUCCAAAA